Girardinichthys multiradiatus is the source of this 2678-nucleotide messenger RNA. Its product is annotated as protocadherin gamma-C5-like. Lineage: Eukaryota; Metazoa; Chordata; Actinopteri; Cyprinodontiformes; Goodeidae. Bases 179 to 2659 code for a protein of 826 amino acids. The record is from RefSeq and is a predicted model, not a curated record. Gene Ontology annotation, molecular function: calcium ion binding. Gene Ontology annotation, cellular component: plasma membrane. The transcript has a single exon. Gene Ontology annotation, biological process: homophilic cell-cell adhesion.
GCACUGCUCUGAUUAUGAACAGAGAAGAGGGUGCACUUCAACAGUCCAACUAAAUACGUAAUCGUUAGUUUUUUUGUCUUACGAUGCACAUAUUUGGAUUUCUUUGGAGUUUGGCUGUGUCGCCAUUAAUGGUUUUUAACACUGGUCCGUUUAUUUUCUAAUAUUUCAAUGGGGAUGAAUGUGCUUUAAGGGAGCGAGGAUGACAAAGAGAAUGGGACGCCGAGACUGGAGAUGGCAGGCGUUUUGGUGGCAUGUUUUCUUUCUCUUAUGGAAUAUAAUACACGGACAGACUCGUUACAGCAUCCCAGAGGAGCUGGAACGAGGCUCCCUGGUUGGAAAUAUUGCCAAAGACCUCAAUUUGGGAUUAUCAGACAUUUUUCACCGUAACCUGCGUGUUGCCUCUGAGGUUGGUAAGCAGUAUUUUAGUGUGGAUGCGGGGAAGGGCGAGCUGGUGGUGAACGACAGAAUAGACAGAGAGGCGUUAUGUGGACAAAGAGACAGCUGCGUGCUACCUCUGCAGGUUGUGGCAGAAAACCCGCUGCAGCUACACAGGAUAGAAGUGGAAAUAAGAGACGUAAAUGACAACGCUCCUACAUUUCUCAAAAGCGAUCAUGUGAUAGAAAUAGCUGAAUCCACCGUUGUAGGUGUUCAUUUUCUUCUCGAGAUGGCGGAGGAUCCCGAUGUUGGAAAUAACGGAUUAAAAACGUACACACUAAGCAAAGAUGAUUGCUUCACCCUAAGGGUUAAGGAAAUUGAAAAUGGAAGAAAAAUCCCUGAGUUGGUAUUAAGUAAAUCAUUAGACCGGGAAAAAAGGGCAGCACAUAGUUUAGUUCUUACGGCUGUGGAUGGGGGAAAUCCCGUUAAGACCGGAAUUUCAAAGAUAACCAUACAUGUCCUUGACAUUAAUGAUAAUGUUCCACAAUUUGAAAAAAGUUUUUAUAAAAUUGCUGUUCAAGAAAACAGUGCAAAUGGUUCAUUUGUUAUUACAACCAAAGCAACAGAUAUCGAUGAGGGUCUAAAUGGAGAAAUUGAAUACUCCUAUGGUGUUCACACACCCGCAUCAGUUCUGGCCAUAUUUCAUAUAGAUGCUGUAACUGGAGACAUAUAUUUGAAACAGUCAUUAGACUUCGAAACGCAGGCAUCAUAUCGGAUAGACAUUAGUGCGAAAGACAAAGGUUUGCCUAAAAUGGAGGGACAUUGUACUGUGCAGGUGGAUGUGUUAGACGUAAACGAUAAUGCCCCAGAAAUUGUGCUCACUUCCAAAUCCACAUCAGUGCCAGAAGACUCCAACAGCGGAACAGUGGUGGCUUUGCUCAGCAUACGUGAUCUUGAUUCGGGUGAUAACAGUAAAGUAAGCCUGCAGCUUCCAAAGGGCUCACCUUUUAGUCUAAAACCCUCUUUUUCUAAUAAUUAUGCAAUGAUUACAAAUGGUCCUUUAGACAGAGAGAGAGUCUCAGAGUUUAAGAUAGAAAUAACUGCUACAGAUGCAGGGUCUCCCCCUCUCUCUAGUACCAGGAUUAUCCCCGUCAGCAUCACAGAUGUAAAUGACAAUCCACCUCUCUUCAGUCAGCCUUCAUAUAAUGUAUAUUUAAAAGAGAACGGAGUGCCAGGAUCUAUACUUUACUCAGUGUCAGCAUCUGAUCUGGAUUCUGGUGAAAACGCAAAGAUCUCUUACUCCAUACUGGACUCUAAAGUGCAGGACGUCUCUGUAUCAUCUUAUGUUUACAUUAACUCAGAUAACGGAAGCAUCUACAGCAUGCACUCGUUUGACUAUGAGAAGCUGAAGGUGUUUCAGAUUCAGGUUCAGGCAAAGGACCAGGGCUCUCCCUCUCUCAGCAGCAACGCCACUGUCCAUGUUUUUAUCCGGGACCAGAACGAUAAUGCCCCCGCUGUUAUUUACCCCUCCUCCGCUGCCCUGGGCUCCCUCUCUCAUCAGAGGAUGCCCCGCUCCGUUAAAGCGGGUCACCUGGUUACUAAGGUGACGGCUGUGGACGCUGACUCGGGCCAUAACGCCUGGAUCUCCUACAGACUGGCGGAGGCCACAGACGCCUCUCUGUUCACCGUCAAUCAGUACACAGGGGAGGUGAGGACUAAACGCGCUGUGUCCGAGCAGGACGACUCCUCUCAGAGGCUGCUGGUAGAGAUCAAGGAUGACGGGGAACCGGCUCAGUCCACCACCGUCACGGUGUCCAUCCUACUGGAGGACGGUCUCCAUGAGCCCAUCUUAGACCUCCGACACAAACUGUCCGAGCCUAGCAAGAAAACUGGCAGAAUCACCCUUUAUUUGAUCCUGUCUCUGGCCUCGGUGUCCGUGCUGUCUCUGGUGACUUUUCUCAUCUUAGCGGUGAAAUGCAUCAGGAGCAGCAGAAACGGGAGCUGCUGCAUGAGACGGAGCGGCUGUGAUGAUUACAAGAACCCCAACAGAAACCUGCAGAUUCAGCUCAACACUGAUGGACCUAUAAAGUACGUGGAGGUCCUGGGAGGAGACAUGAUGUCUCAGAGUCAGUCCUUCAGGUCCUGCAUGUCUCCAAUGUCAGAGUACAGUGAUUUCACUUUGAUCAAACCCAGCAGCACCACAGACUUUAGAGAAGUCAUCAGUGUUCUGGAUGCGUCUUUACCCGACAGCACCUGGACCUUUGAGAGCCAGCAGGUGAGCUAAAUCAAAUUGCAUUUACACA